UACUUCCUCUACUACGCAGUAUUUUUUUCAUUUACUGCGCUUGUCUUUGUCCUCAGCCAGUGUCGUUACUGUCCGUCCCCGAGGUCGAGCUGAGCGGCCAGAUCCCCCCCACCCCCCCCUCAUCCCCAUGCCACCCAAAAGAGGCGCAGGAACGACUCCAGCACCACAGCCGCCAAUGAAGAUGAUAAAGGUCACGGGUGCACAGGAGUUUGGCUGUGAUCCAGAGGAGGACAAGUACGUGCUGCCCGAAGAGUCCAACUACUCACCGUUCCCAAACAACGAGAAUGACACCAUUGAAUUUGACGAAGAACAUGUCGCAAGUCCCGGCAUCAGGACGGACACCAUCAGUCUCCUCAUGAAAAUAGAGCAGCUGCAGGCGCAACUCAAAUAUGAGCGCAGGUGUCGAAUUUUGGCCGAGAGAGAACUGAGGGAGCUGAAAGAGAUGAACAGUCUCAUGAUGCAGAUGAGGCACACGGCACAUGAAUUGCAGGUCACCCUGGAUCACGUUCUCCAUGGAGGCGAGGUGGGAGUUGCACCGCAGAACUCUCAAGACGAAAACAUGUCUUUCCUGCCUGAGCCUGAGAUGGAGAUGAGAGCAGUUCAUAAUAUCCCAGAGGACGACCAAAACUAUCUGUUUCUCUCUGAGAAUCUCCGAGUGCCGAAAAAUCUCUAUGAGCGCAUUGCAGAGAUCGGAGACUACAAGAAGUACACUUCAGCGCUGCUGAUGAUACUUUUUGACAGAGAGACCUUGGCCACGCACUCUCUGCAGGGCCGGAGGAACACCUUCACAGGAGAGGAUUGCCACAAGCCUCAACUACCGCCUGAGAUCCUCAGAAGUAUAAUUGAUCAUGUGACAGUCAAGUUUGGUGUUGAUAGCAGCCAAAUCAAAACCGCAAUCCGCACAAAGUUGAAUAAUGAGGACAAACUAUUAAAGAAGAGGCUGGGUUUGGGUAAACCUGAAAACAAAGCGACAGUUGAUCAAAGCUUUUGCCAAGAUGCAUCACUCCUGCCUGAAAAUGAAGCGGUUAAAAAUGACUCCCGCUUAUAGCAUUUCACAUCUGCAUUUAUUUGUGGGUUUGUUGGUAUUAAUGUCUGAUAGAAAUGUGUGAUUGAUUACCUUUCUUAAUCCACAUCUAGUUUAUUCACUUAUGGAAUCUAGUGCUUGUAGUCAAUUUUUUUUAACCUUUUUUUUUCAGAAUUCUUUGUUUGUCUAUUGUUCUGUAUGUUCAAAAAGUGUUACGUUUAACCUGGUGACUCAACCAAGCCAUCGAGCUGCUCCAUAGAAUGUCAUGUGUAAGCAACAAUUAAACGUUUGUAGUUAAUCUGAGGCAGCAGGUGACUGUGUCACUGUUUAUGAAGUAGAUCUUUGUCAAACAUACAUGUACCACAUUUUAAUCAGUUGGCCUUUGUGUGUUUGAAAGUAGGAAAUCUUUGAAAUGUUUAAUAUAAUAGAGAUCUCGUUUGUAUUUUGUCGUUCUUUACAAAAUGUGCAAUUGCAUCAAGUGAUAUUGUUUUUCCAGAAAAAAAUCUUUUGGGAGUUUUAGAAUAAGCCAGGAGUGUUAAUAAUAAUCCUGCUUCUGCAACACAUCUACUACUCUACGUGUCUGUUUGUUGUGCUUCACUAUGUAAGGGGCAAUAAACGUUUGGAACAGAUUUCCCUCCA
Messenger RNA from Scophthalmus maximus (turbot), 1663 nucleotides. RefSeq lists its product as uncharacterized. Gene Ontology annotation, cellular component: nucleus. Gene Ontology annotation, biological process: positive regulation of neuron differentiation; negative regulation of Notch signaling pathway. Lineage: Eukaryota; Metazoa; Chordata; Actinopteri; Pleuronectiformes; Scophthalmidae. The transcript has 6 exons. The coding region runs from base 128 to 1048 and encodes 306 amino acids. Gene Ontology annotation, molecular function: DNA binding; transcription corepressor activity. The record is from RefSeq and is a predicted model, not a curated record.